AUGUAUCUUGCUCGACCGGUACAGAUGGGUCAGCAUAGUUUGGCUCGUAACACUUCAAAGUCGAGAGCGCCACCUCCUCCACCAGCAGCACCACCGCCACCUGAGCUACCGCAAAAGUUGAAGCCGAAAUCGAAGCCAGCUCCUCAGUUGGUAACGGUGAAGCCUGUAUUUGAUCGAGACAAGCUUUUGGAUGAAGUUCGUUGUGGUGUGCAACUGAGGCACACACUUACCAACGACAAAAGCGCACCGACUGGCGUUGGACGUGUACGAAGUGGUGGUUAUUCACCUCCACCUGAUUCUGUCGCUUCCACUUCUACUUAUAAUAGUCGACCGGAUGCUAAGAAACCUGUUUUUUAUGGAAAAAAUAUCGAAAAUACAGAUGUACCGUUGGUACCACCAGCACCACCACCCCCAAAAGCACCUCCGGCUGUAGCUCUGCUAAAACUUGGCGGUGGUGCCAAUUUUGACCGCGAUAAGUUGCUCAACGAAAUUCAUGGCGGUGUACAACUGCGCAAAACUGUAACCAAUGACCGAAGUGCACCUAUCGGUGUCGGAACUGUCCGUAAUGAUUUAAGUCGUGCAGCAUCUCCCAUUCCAGAAACAGCUGUGUUAUCAAACUCAGCAACACAUCUGGAUGUUACAUCUGUUCCACCACCGCCUGUACCACCUCCACCGUCACCGGAUUUCUUAUCAUCCCAAGUGCACCAAAACAAAAUUGUGAAACCAGUCACGAAUCCGGCACUGCUAAAACUUGGCGGUAAGCAGCCGAUAGACCGCGAUGCACUGUUAGCAUCAAUACGAGGUGGUGUUAAAUUACGUAAAGUAGAAACCAACGAUCGUAGUUCACCGUUUCCAGUCAGCCGCGACGUAUCUCCAGAUCAUCAUGCUCCAUUAGAACCUGUCGGGGCACCUCCGCCACCUCCGUUACUUGUACCACCACCACCUCCGAUUCCAUCCGCAGAACCCAUCCGACGUUCACGAUCUCCAAAACCAGCAUUGAUGAAACUAGGCGGUAAAGUUACCGUGGAUCGAGAUGAGUUGUUACGUUCCAUACGGCAAGGCGUAAAGUUAAGGAAAACGGUUACAAAUGACAAAAGUUCUGCGAUAAUCAAUGACGAUGAUUCCGGCGUAAGGUCUCCAGGACGAUCGUCACCUUCGACGUCAAAUUAUGAAGAUGACGUUUACUGUAGCCAAAGCCUGAGCGACCUUUCCAGCAUUGGUACUUCAAGGUUUAGCUCUCUUUCAAAUAUUCCUCCUGAAAAAUCGAACGACUUAUACUUUGCUUCACCAGUUGUUCCGGAAGCUAGUGGCAGACUAGGUGCCACAUCAACCUCUCAUAGCUCAUCGUCUACAAAAUCACCAUUAAAUCUAUUACCACUGAUCAAUGUUAGUAUUGAUGUCGUGAAUUAUGAUGAUGAAGAUAUUGUGGAAUGCGAACCGGAAACGAUAACAUUGCAAUUGCCGGAAAAGCGAAAAGCUGAUGAAUGCUAUUCAUCACCGAUACCAACUCGUAAACAGAUUGAAGCUGAAAUUCCAGCUGGUUCGGCCCGUGAUCGAAUCAAAAUGUUUGGUGGUAGUGACCGAGAGGCAUCGCACAGCCCUGUACAAAGUUUAAAUCGGUGCAGGAAAUUAGAUGGAGAAGUAGACAGUAAUGAAUUUGGUAUUUCUCGGAUGAGAAAACUUUUUGGUGACACAACCGUAGAACAGCCAACCGUGUCUGCUUCUUCAACAAGACAUACUGAAGAACAUGAACAAGCGAUGCCAACUGCAAAUGAAAGUAGCAUUCGAAAAAUGGUUCGUAAAUUUUCCACCGAUGAUGACACCAACAAAGCUUCUCAACCUAUUUGGUGCCAGAAAAAAGGGGAGAAAAUGGUGGAAGAGGAGAAAAAAAUACCGCCGAUAAAACAAAAAACUUCAAAUACCAAAAGUUCUAUGAGAAAGAAAUCGGGUACGAAAGGAUCAAAGUUACGACGAAAAUCAUCUGUUAAAAAUGAACAACCAAUAGCAACGUCCAAAAAAACCUAUGCAGCACCGGCGAGAGCUGAUGAAAUAAUCUUAGCAGAUCAAUCCUCUGAACCAGAAAAGGAAGUAGAAGGACGAAAUAAUCAUUUAAUACGGGCUGUGCCAAAAGUUGAUAUUUCUAAAUUUAAGGAACGAUUCGAGAAUCCACCAGAAGCUCAUUUAACAUCCGAAGAAGCAGUCAAACCAGGCCGAAUUAAGAAGCCACCAUGGAUUAAGGAUGAUGAAUCACAGCCACCUCCAUCAUCUCUAGGUAUUAUUCGUAAAGUUGAAGAGCCCUGUCGAUCUUCACGUAAAAAGGCUGUUGAAUCGGAUGAAAUGAAGAAUUCAUCGAAGACAACAACGAUCACAAAGCCAAUUCAUAAGCAGAAUUCAUUGGAUUAUGAAGAGUCUUCCGAAUCUUUGCAUACUUCAACGUCAACAAGAAAUAGUUCAACUGGUACCUCUAAGAAGAUUGCAUCAGGUUUGAAAAAGAACGAUAAAAUAUCACCGCUAAUUAAGUCUUCCAAGAAAGACAUAAUAAAUGCAUCGAUAGUUGAAGAGGAAACGACAAUACCAACACGAGAAGGUGUUGGACCGUAUCGUUACACCCGAAAAAUUAGUGCUACCGAUAAAAAACCAGUAAUGAAGAAAAAUUCUAUCAAUUCAAAGGAAACAUCAGCAUUUAACAGUGGAAAUUUACUAAAUUCGAUACCAAAACCAUUCGGAACUAAUUUUUCCACUACCGGUCAAACAACUACCAUUGGUGUAGAUGAUAAGAAAGAUGAGUCAAAGGUAGCAUCAAAUAAUCGACAUUUUGUUUCGAAGAAUAAAAUUCAAUCAAAAGCAUCAGUAGAUCGAGAACAUGACGAAGUGUUCGAUGACAAAACGUCAAUAAAUUCUCUCAAUACUAAAACAACUUCGGAAAGAAUUGAUGGUAUACAUUAUGCUAAUGUUGGUGUAGCUGUGACAAAGGUAUAUGCGGUACCAAUUAACAAUAUCUCAUGGAAUCAUUCAGAUAAUGGUCACUUUAUGUCCACUCCUUCUCUCAACAAUGGCAAUACAUAUGGUAAUUUGAAGCAAAAUAAUAAUUAUUGCAUAUCUUCAACAACAACGAAGACAAAAUCUUGUAAAUACCCUGAUAAUCUACGAAAGUAUCAGUCAUAUACACAACAACAACAAAAACUUUCUCUACCACCGCGGGAAUAUAAUGGAAUGAUCGGUCGUGCACAUCGAGUGAUUGUUGGAGUUAGUGAAUCACACUCGAAGAUGACAACAAUAUCAAAAAGCUUUCAACAACGGUCUUUUGAUGAUAAUAUCCCAAUUGCUUGUCAACAACAACAACAACAACAGCAGAAGCAGAAGAAGAAGCAUGAGCAGCAACAAGACGAACAUCAUCUUUUUCAUCAGAAUUAUCGCUUUCAAAUUGAUUUAGAAAAUGACCAAGAACCACUUCGUAUAGUGCAUAGGUGA
This is a messenger RNA of Brugia pahangi, 3471 nucleotides long. The record is from the annotation of a GenBank genome assembly. Lineage: Eukaryota; Metazoa; Nematoda; Chromadorea; Rhabditida; Onchocercidae.